AUGAGCCACCAGGAAGUGACACAGCUGCCAGUGAUCUUUGACAUGUCUAGCAAGAGUCAACAGAUGUCCAACAGUCGCCCCAGGUUCAAAGGUGUGGGGUGCAGUCAGGUGUUGGUUCCCCAGAAGGUGAGUGCUGUAUUGGGGAAGAAUGUGACGUUGGGCUGUAGCGUGGAGGUGGGGGCCAACCUCAGUCUUACCCAGAGUUCCUGGGAGCGCCGGCUCCCCACAGGCUCGGUGACUGUGGCGGUGUACAAUCCUGUGUUCGGCAUCUCGAUCCCCCCAAACUAUGUGCGCCGCCUGUCCUUCCGCUCGCCCUCCUCCCAUGACGCCACCAUCAUACUGGAGGAUGUGGGCUUUGAGGACAUUGGAGUGUACACCUGCAAGGUUGCCACCUUCCCCCUGGGCAACACACAGGCCUCCACCACUGUCAGCGUGCUCGUGGAGCCCAGGGUGUAUGUGUCGGCUGGCUCGGUAGCUCUGAUCGACGAGGGCAAUGAAACAGUGGUGGCCACCUGCAUCGCUGAGCGGGCCCGGCCCCCCGCCGAGGUCUCCUGGGAGACUGACCUGUUUGGCCAAUCAGAGGUGUCGCUGCAGGACGAGGCAAACGGCACGACCAGCACCCAGGUGCGCUACCUGUGGCAGCCCACCCGCCACAUCCAGGGUCACGCCCUCACCUGUGUGGUGCGUCAUCCUGCCCUGCACACAGACUUCAGGAUCCCCUACCAGCUCAACGUGCAGUACGCCCCAGACAUCGUGGUCGUAGGUUAUGACGGUGACUGGUAUGUGGGCCGUGAGAACAUCCAACUGACCUGCAAAGCCAACGCAAACCCACCAGCACACCACUUCACAUGGAUCAGACUGGACGGGAAAAUGCCAGAAGGGGUGGAGAUAGUGAACAACACCUUGCUGUUUCUGAGGCCCCUCCAAUGGAAUGACUCUGGAGUCUACAGGUGUGAGGUUGCCAAUGACAUCAACCUACGCAGCAGGGACCUGAGGAUACGCAUACAAGAUCCUCCCACCACCUCCAUGUCCUCCACCACCCCUGCGCCUGUCCUAACCGGCUCUGCCUCCUCAUCCACCUCUGUGGGAGACAAGCGACGGGUCUUCACCUCCCCCACCCUGGCAGCCCUGCCCCCCGACAACCACCUGGGCACCAUUGUGGGCGGGGCUGUUGGCGGAGCCUUGUUCCUCCUUCUGCUACUGGUAGUGGGCGGGGUCUGUUACCUACGACAACGACAGACCUUCCACGGGGACUACUACACUAAGCAGUACCUAGGGCCUUCAGACAUGCAGAAGGCUCCUCCACAGCACAAGCUCCACCCUACUAAGCCUGAAAAUAACGUCUACCUAGACAAGGACCGCGAAGAGUGGGGCGACCGCGAACGCAACCACGUGCGGGACCGUGAACGCCUCCACCUGCAUCCAACAUCAACAACCAUCAUAAACAACCAAAGAGAACCGGAGUGCCAGCCCAACGGCCUCACGAGGGCGAUGAGGAACGGAGACCACCUGCGUAGCUACACCAGCCCACACCAGACAGGCCAUGCUAGAUAUGCUGCCCCGUCACACCCACUGAGCACUGGCUCCCCCUACCUGUCGGAUGACUGCUAUGACAGUGGGGCUGAGGGGGACUAUGUCUCCCAUAUGGACGGCUCAGUGAUCUCACGCAGGGAGUGGUACGUCUGAUCCCACCACCACCAGGCAUGCUACCCUGCCAACAGACUCUGGCACCAGAGAGAAGAGAGACCACAGCGCAGAAAUCACAGGAGGAUUUAAUACAUUAUUUAAGAAAAGAUAAUACUCACAUGUUCUGCCUCUCAUCAUCUCUCUCUCUCUCUCUCUCUCUCUCUCUCUCUCUCUCUCUCUCUCUCUCUCUCUCUCUCUCUCUCUCUCACACAAGCUCAUGUUUGGACAAUGUCUUUAUACUGUAGUUUUCUCUUUCAACAUGCUUUUUCAUUUCUCAUACACAAGCUAUUUUCCUCUGAUUCUGAUCCUCAUACAGGAGGUGUUUUCCUCUGAUCCUCAUACAGGAGGUGUUUUCCUCUGAUCCUCAUACAGGAGGUGUUUUCCUCUGAUCCUCAUACAGGAGGUGUUUUCCUCUGAUCCUCAUACGGGAGGUGUUUUCCUCUGAUCCUCAUAUGGGAGGUGUUUUCCUCUGAUCCUCAUACAGGAGGUGUUUUCCUCUGAUCCUCAUACAGGAGGUGUUUUCCUCUGAUUCUCAUACAGGAGGUGUUUUCCUCUGAUUCUGAUCCUCAUACGGGAGGUGUUUUCCUCUGAUUCUGAUCCUCAUACGGGAGGUGUUUUCCUCUGAUUCUGAUCCUCAUACGGGAGGUGUUUUCCUCUGAUUCUGAUCCUCAUACGGGAGGUGUUUUCCUUUGAUUCUGAUCCUCAUACGGGAGGUGUUUUCCUCUGAUUCUGAUCCUCAUACGGGAGGUGUUUUCCUCUGAUUCUGAUCCUCAUAUGGGAGGUGUUUUCCUCUGAUUCUGAUCCUCAUAUGGGAGGUGUUUUCCUCUGAUUCUGAUCCUCAUAUGGGAGGUGUUUUCCUCUGAUUCUGAUCCUCAUAUGGGAGGUGUUUUCCUCUGAUUCUGAUCCUCAUAUGGGAGGUGUUUUCCUCUGAUUCUGAUCCUCAUCAUGGGAGGUGUUUUCAUCUGAUUCUGAUCCUCAUCAUGGGAGGUGUGUGGAUUGCCUUCGUUCUGAACUAGAGGACAAAUCUGUUAACUAGUUAAUGUGGCUCACAGUUCACUACACAUGCACUACUGGGUAGGCCUUGUGGUAUUGUUUUGAUUGCAAGCCUGCAGAAAUUUUCCUUUUUAUGUGAAUUACUUUGUAAACAAAGGCAGAACUCUUGCUCCUUUUCAGUUCAUGAUUCUUUAAAUGACAUGAAGUCAUUUUUCGGGAAUCUGUAUUGGAGGAAGGAAAGAGGAAAAAGUGGACAGUAUUUACUUGUUAUUCCAGAUUUAAUUUCUUCUUGGUCUGUGGUUUGGUACCCACAGAAAGGGAAAAGAAUGUACAGCUUUCUGGCACAUACAUGUGUUGCAGUUGCUAUGUGGAUAGCACGGAUACAAAUCACAAAACAUUAUUGUCAUUAUGUGCUGUUACACGCGUAUGUGUGAGUGUGUUAUUAGUACCAGUGCCAACCUGGUCAAUAUUGUCACAUAGCGUUAGAUGCUGUCAUUGCAGCAGGAUGUCGUAGGUUAGAACUACUUCCUGCAAUGUUCUGUACCAGUGUGAUGGUCCGUCUCAGAUAGCAGGACAGUAAUGAUAACUAACGAGUUACAACUGAGUAUUAGUUGACUUGUUGUAUAUCACCUCUUCAUACAGAGAUGUUCAGCCCUUAAUAGAAUGAAAACAUAUUUAACUAGAGGUCCCUUUUCACAGAUGGGGGGGGGGGGGCUGUAUGUUCAGGAGCUACAUGCUUUCUGUCAGCACCUUCUUCCUCUCGAGUUGUGUGUGUUUUUCUAAUAUAUAAUCUGAAAUGCUCAUAAAAAUAGAGUACGAUGUGUAGACUGUCUAUGUUAAAGGCUGUUUAGGAAACAGUGAAUAUGGCCAUAAUACUUCUACUUCCUGUUGUUAUUUCAGCUGUGCUACUGUGAAGUAAAUGGAGAAUCAUUGUUCUGUCUAGUGAGAUUUCCUCUGUUACUCACUGCUCUGGGUUCAGUUAUGUGACCGGUGCCUUAUCCCAGAAGAGCAGUAAAGUAAUCAAGUAAAAUGUACAGACUGAAGUGCAAGGCCCGUUUCAUCCUCUGUUGAGUGAAUGUUUGUUGCCUUUGUUUUUUUUUUGUGUUUUGUUUUACAAUGUUUUGAUCGAGUCAUUCUGUUUUUGUGGCAUAUCCUCUUUUCUAUAUUCUCUGACGAUAGCAUUAUUUUUGCUCAUACAAUGAAUGACAUUUUGCAAAGUCUGAGUUGCAAAACACCUGAACAAAGCUGAGCUAAGCUAAAACAAUGAUUAUCUUAUUGUACAGUUCCUAUAUGGCAGUUUUCUGUCAGAGCAGCGGCGUUAAAGGGAUAGAUUGGUUUCCUUACCCUGUAAGCAGUCUAUGGACAAGGUAUGACAGAAAUCCAUGCUUUGGUUUAUAUUCAGAUCAUCUAGAAGUGACUUUGUUGAGCUUCACAAUCAAUUUGAGAUACUUUUGGAUGAUUUGGACAUGAUGCGUGAAAAAUGCUAAUAUCGUUCCUAUGACUUGAAUGGGAGUUGUCCCACAAAAUUCUAAAACAUUAGCUUGGGAAAGCCUGGGAAAGCAUGGAUUUUUGUCAUACCUUGUCCAUAGACUGCUUACAGGGUAAGGAAACCAAUGUGUAAUUUGUGAACUAUCCCUUUAAGUGUGCAUGGUAUAUAAGAAAAUUAAGUGGGGAUUUUUGGACUUCCAGAUGGUUUUGUUUAGUUCUUGUACAAAGUCUGCGAGAAUGGAGAGUGGAGCACCCCACCACCUCACCAGGGUCAACCUCCAACCGUAUUUCACAUUCUCCUUGCAAGCACCUUCCCAUUGUGUUCAUGCUUGUUUAGUAUAUAAGAGAAGAGCUACUGUAAGUCUAAAAAUAUAUAAUGCAAGAAAACAUUUAAAAUAAUCACAUGUUGUAUCAUCAAUGACAACAAGCAUUAUUUUGUACAUAUUUUUUUUGAAAUACUUUUGUUUUCAAUAAAGCACCUUUUUUUCUGUGA
This is a messenger RNA of Oncorhynchus gorbuscha (pink salmon), 4660 nucleotides long. RefSeq names its product nectin-3-like protein. The coding region runs from base 1 to 1686 and encodes 561 amino acids. Gene Ontology annotation, cellular component: apical junction complex; adherens junction. Gene Ontology annotation, biological process: homophilic cell-cell adhesion; heterophilic cell-cell adhesion. Lineage: Eukaryota; Metazoa; Chordata; Actinopteri; Salmoniformes; Salmonidae. The record is from RefSeq and is a predicted model, not a curated record. The transcript has 7 exons.